AUGCUUCGUGCUCUUGGGCUCAGGAAAGCUGAAAGCAGCGCCAAUUUAGCUGGGGCCGCUGCCAAGCAGGCUGAUGAAAACGUCAAUGUCAUUCUUGAGGAAUUUCAUGAUUUCGAGUUAACUCUCCAAGCUAUGGACUAUGUUCUUGAUGAUCAGUCUGCAAAAGGUGUUCAAAUCAUUAAUAAUGCAAUUAAGGAAAAAGGCCGCCUCCCAAUCUUUGUUCUUGGGUUGGGUGUGAUCGAAUUCAUUGAAGCCACGUUAGGGUUUGAAGUAGAAACCAUGAACCGUGCCAAAACCACCCUCACUGAAGCUGAAGCAUUGUCAACUAAAAUGAAAAAUCAUCACGAAAGAUCAGAAAUUAGAACUAGUUCCAUAUACCCCCCAGGAACUGAGUACGCAGUGACAUCCGCUGAGUCAAAUCUCCUUGUGGCAUUAAUUAUGUUGUUAAGUGAGAACGUCAUCGAGUCUGCCAAAGCGCUAUACAGAUUGCGAAAGGCAUACCACACAUUAGAUGAUAUCAACAAAUCUAUACAGCAGCACAACAGAAAGAGAGCAUUAUUAAGCAAACAAAAUGCCUCAGUGCCAAAUUUAUCGGGAUCCAUGAAUGCUUCAAAAUCCACCUUGACUUCCUUUUCCGACCUUAGCUUGAGCAAUAAUGAGUUGACUCUCAAAGAAGAAACUCACAAAGAAGAUUGUUUUGCACAUGUUCCAGUGAAAUUAUCAAGUAAACAAAGAAGCGAUAUCAAGAUUUUGAAGAUGGCAGAGAAAAUCUAUCAACUAAAAAAAUCACGCUUCGUUGGCUCAAAUAUUGGGAACUCCCCAGCCAGUGAUAGACACAGAACGGAAAUUGGUUAUUCUUCAAAUUCGCUUUCUGACAAUGAGUCUAAUACCUCAGAUUUUGUGGAUGCUGAGGAGGAUGUCCCAAUCAAUACAGAAACUACAACAGAUGCAAUCGAUUUACAAGCAGAGCUUUUGGGUAAGCUUGAUAGUUUCACUAUUGAUGAGUUCAUCCACUCUGGUGUCAAUUUGUGUUUUGGUAUCCUUCAAGUGGUUCUUCUGUUAAUUCCACCAGCUAUUGGCCGUGUUUUAUCUAUCGUUGGGUUUAAAGGAUCUCGCGAAAAUGGUCUUCAAAUGCUUUGGGAUGCCACUCGUGAACGUAACAUUCAUGGAGGAAUUGCUACCUUGGGAUUACUAGUAUUCUACGAUGGUCCGUUCCAGUUUACUGAUAACGAUUUUGAUAUCCCAACUAUUGAGGGUGAUUAUGGUGGCAAUGACAGUAUUCAACAUGUUCAAUCACGCGCCCUCGACCAAACUGGAAAAGCCACUUUACUUCAUCCUGGACAUAAAUUAGAGGUUGCCUUGUUACGUGGGCGCGCUUAUUUCCCAAAUUCUUCUCUUUGGUUGCUACAAGAAGGCCGUAUGCUUGCUGGCCAAGGUAAGCUACACGAAGCAGUGGCACUUAUGGACUCGGCCACCGACGGAACAUCCAAGGAAAUUGAAAUGAAACAGUUGAAAGCUUUGCUUAUGUUUGAUAAGGCUAUGAUUCUCGUUUAUAUACAUCAUUAUGAAAGAGCUGCAGAACAUUUUCUUAUGAUUUUAAAUCUUAAUUCUUGGUCCCAUGGUUUAUACACAUAUAUGGCCGCCUGCUGUUACUUGGAAUGCUAUCGUAUGUGUCGUCUUGGUAUUUAUCCAUUAAAAGAUGGUGAAUCUAAUGAAAAGAAACAAGAGGAGUUUAAAAAAUUGGCGGAAAAAUAUCUUUUGAAAGCCCCUAGUUAUCUUGAAGGGGCCAAAAAGGGAUUCUUCCAGAGUAAGCAAAUGCCAAUGGACCGUUAUUUCAUGCGGAAAGUUGCCGGUAUUAAAAAGAUGCACGCGAAUUAUCCUGAUUUGGAUCUCGUUGAUUGUGUGGGCACAUCUCUAGCCCACGAAUUAUGUUAUUUCUGGAAUGCUUUCAACCGUAUGGAUGCUGAAAACUUGGAACUCUCAUUGAAAUUAUUGGGUUAUAGUGCCGAUGUCGGAUCAGAGUAUUCAAUAAACACCGAAGAAACAAACUAUGCAAAAAUUAAGGAAACUGAGCAACAAUCCAUGUUACGUUACUUUUUACAAACUUUAACAUUACGUCGUCUAGGAAAAGUUGCAGAAGGUACUAUAAUCUUGGAUCAAUAUGUCAUAAAUGAUAAGAUUCUUAUAUUUGAAGUGACUGACAGUGCUGGAGGCGCUAGUUCUAUUAAAUCAAAAUCUCAAACUUUGAACAGUUCUAUUCCAUCUCGUUAUGUGAAACGUACUGAUGAUCCUUGGUUGUAUCCAACAGCAUUGUAUGAGAGAGCUAUUUUCUGUUGGAAAACAAAAGGUAUGGAAGGUAUCGAUGAGGUCAAGGAAUGGCUACAGAAGGCUCUUAAUUAUGCGGAUGAUUAUGAAUUGAGCGCUCGUACUGGGAUGCAUAUUAAGGCGGCCAUGGAUCGGUUGGAUGGAUACUAA
Saccharomycopsis crataegensis is the source of this 2475-nucleotide messenger RNA. RefSeq lists its product as uncharacterized. The record is from RefSeq and is a predicted model, not a curated record. Bases 1 to 2475 code for a protein of 824 amino acids. Gene Ontology annotation, cellular component: nucleus; cytosol; mitochondrial outer membrane. NCBI's taxonomy places the organism in Eukaryota, Fungi, Ascomycota, Saccharomycetes, Ascoideales, Saccharomycopsidaceae. The transcript has a single exon. Gene Ontology annotation, molecular function: protein binding.